AUGCUGUGGUUCGGUGGAAAUCCGAGUCCGUCUGACUAUCCAAAUGCGGCUAUUCCUAAUUUCAACAUGCACGCUUUUGUGAUAUUCUCGGUAUUUCUAAUUCCUUUUAUUGCCUACCUUCUAAUAUUACCAGGAGUGAGGCGGAAAAGAGUAAUAACCACAGUCACAUAUGUUCUCAUGCUAGUCGUGGGCGCUUCUUUAAUAGCGUCUCUGAUUCUUCCGUGUUGGGCGUCGGGUUCUCAAAUGAUCUACACUCAGUUUCGUGGCCACUCAAAUGAGAGGAUAUUGGCCAAAAUUGGUGUUGAGAUCGGGUUGCAAAAAGUGAAUGUUACAUUGAAAUUCGAACGAUUACUUUCUUCAAAUGAUGUUCUUCCCGGAAGUGACAUGACUGAAUUGUACUACAAUGAAGGAUUUGAUAUUUCUGGAAUCUCAUCAAUGGCAGAAGCACUACACCACGGUUUGGAAAACGGUCUACCGUAUCCAAUGCUCAGUGUUCUCGAAUAUUUCUCUUUGAAUCAAGAUGCUUUUGAUUGGGGAAGACAUUAUCGAGUUGCUGGACAUUACACACAUGCAGCCGUUUGGUUUGCAUUCGCUUGUUGGUGUCUUUCAGUGGUUUUACUAUUUCUGUUACCACAUAAUGCUUAUAAGUCAAUUCUGGCCACUGGAAUCUCGUGUCUCAUUGCUUGUCUUGUCUAUUUACUACUGUCUCCAUGCGAACUUCGGAUAGCUUUCACUGGUGAAAACUUCGAAAGAGUCGACCUAACAGCCACCUUCUCUUUCUGUUUUUAUCUCAUUUUCUCAAUGGGAAUUCUCUGUGUUCUUUGUGGUCUUGGACUCGGUAUCUGUGAACACUGGCGUAUUUACACACUGUCAACGUUCUUGGAUGCCAGUCUUGAUGAGCAUGUUGGUCCGAAAUGGAAGAAACUUCCAACUGGAGGACCUGGUCUGCAGGGAGUUCAAAUUGGAACUUUUGGAACAAAUACAACGAACAGCAGUCGCGAUAAAAGCGAUUUGAACAGUGAUAAGACAACGGGGUCAAGCGGAUUCCAAUCACGAACGAGUACAUGUCAAUCAAGUGCAAGCUCCGCUUCAUUGAGGAGUCAAACAUCUAUCGAAACAGUUCACGACGAAGCAGAACUCGAACGGACACACGUCCACUUUUUACAGGAUCCGUGUUCUUCUUCUUCUACAUAA
Caenorhabditis remanei is the source of this 1194-nucleotide messenger RNA. RefSeq lists its product as uncharacterized. The record is from RefSeq and is a predicted model, not a curated record. Gene Ontology annotation, cellular component: endoplasmic reticulum membrane. The transcript is spliced from 8 exons. NCBI's taxonomy places the organism in Eukaryota, Metazoa, Nematoda, Chromadorea, Rhabditida, Rhabditidae. Bases 1 to 1194 code for a protein of 397 amino acids. Gene Ontology annotation, biological process: protein transport.